AAGAAAUGUGUUUUAGCAAAUGAGAAAUACUGUAAUGCUCCCUGGCUGUCACUGUUGGCAGUUGUUGAACACGACCGCCCUCUAGCGGCUGCUUACUGUAAGUACAAAAACAAAACAUUUCACUUCCGGGUCGCCUGGAGAUUUGAGUUCACCUCACCGUGGUUUGGGUGCUUUCAGUUGGAAAAACUCUGCAGGUUGUUUUCGUGAUGUAUCAUCAACCCGUGCUGAAGAACAGGAGAACUCUGCUCGAGAGGGCAGAGAAAUUUGUCUCUGAUAUUUAUUUCACCGACUGCAACUUGAGAGGACGGCUCUAUGGAGACUCUUGCCCACUGGAGUCCAUUACCUCUUUCUUGUCCCCCAAAAGAAUCACUUUUAGCGAAGCUUCCCAGCAGAUCUUUGCCCCUCAUAAACUGGGUGACACCUUUGGACCCACGUGGUGGACUUGCUGGUUUAAAGUGACCCUGAAAAUCCCUGAGUCCUGGAGAGGGAAAGAGGUUCAUCUUCUGUGGGAAAGUGAUGGAGAAGCAAUGGUUUGGAGGGAUGAGCAGCCAGUACAGGGCCUCACUAAAGAGGGAGAAAAGACGAGUUACAUCCUGUCUGACUGUCUGAAAGAUGAUGAGCCACACAGUCUCACUCUUUAUGUAGAGUUGGCCUGUAAUGGGCUUUUUGGAGCUGGUAAGGAUACCUUCAUAGGAGCACCAGAUCCAAGCAAGAAGUUUUCUGUACAGAAGGCUGAGCUGGUGGUGUUCAACCGAGAUGUGCGGGAGCUGCUUACUGAUUUUGAGAUGCUGAUUGACAUUGUCAAGGAACUCGGGGAGGGAGAGCAGCGAAGCUAUCAGGCACUCUUCACCGUCAAUGAGAUGGUAAACCUCUGCAAUCCCUCUGAUACAAACACCUUCUCUAAAGCUCGAAGCCUCGCCCACAACUUCUUCAGCCAGAGGAAUGGAGAGAGCCAGCACACAGCUCAUGCAAUGGGUCACUGCCACAUAGACUCAGCUUGGCUGUGGCCCUAUGAAGAGACCAUCCGCAAAUGUGGCCGAAGCUGGGUGACAGUGAUCCGUUUAAUGGAGAAGAACCCUGAUUUUAUUUUUACUUGCUCUCAGGCUCAGCAGUUCCAGUGGGUGAAGAGCUGGUAUCCAGGCCUCUUCUCUGAGAUUAAGAAUUACGUCAAGAAAGGACAGUUCAUUCCAGUAGGGGGAACCUGGGUAGAAAUGGAUGGUAACCUGCCUUCAGGUGAGUCCAUGGUGCGACAGUUCCUGGAAGGCCAGCGCUUCUUUAACCAAGAGUUUGGGAUCCAUUGCAAAGAGUUCUGGCUUCCGGAUACGUUUGGCUACUCUGCCCAACUUCCACAAAUCAUGCAGGGAUCUGGCAUAUCCAAUUUCCUAACACAGAAGCUGAGCUGGAACCUGGUCAAUACAUUCCCUCACAACACGUUUUUCUGGGAAGGUCUGGAUGGCUCCAAGGUUUUAACCCACUUCCCACCAGGAAAUUCCUACGAAAUGAAGGGCAAGGUUGAAGAACUGGUGAAAACAAUGAAGAAAAACAAAGACAAAGGGCGGGCAAACCACAGCGCGGUGCUGUUUGGUUUUGGUGAUGGCGGGGGAGGACCCACACAGCUCAUGCUAGACAGGCUGCACCUGGUCCAGGACACAGAUGGACUUCCCAAGGUUCAGACAUCCAGUCCUGACAAGCUUUUCUCUCAGCUCCAGGCUGACUCAGCUCUGCUCUGCACCUGGACUGGAGAGCUCUUCCUGGAGCUGCAUAACGGGACCUACACUACACAGGCACAGAUUAAACAAGGGAACCGUCAGUGUGAGACACUGCUUCACGAUGUAGAGAUAGCUAGCAGCCUGGCACUGUGUCAGGUCAAAGCAUUUCAGUAUCCUGAGGACAAACUGCAGGAGCUCUGGAGGCUGCUUCUUCUGAACCAGUUCCAUGAUGUGAUUCCAGGCAGCUGCAUCGAGCUGGUUGUGGAGGAUGCACUCAGGUAUUAUGAAGAAAUACGUAGUGAUGGUGCUUCACUGCUGAAUAAUGCUCUUGGAGUCCUGGGGUCAAAAGGAGGAGACGCUGGUGUGUUCAACUCUCUGCCAUGGGAGCGCCAUGAAGUGGUACAGGUUCAAGAUGCUCCUGGAAAAUCUAGUCUGGCUCUGGUGAAAGCUCCCAGCAUGGGUUUGUCUCCAGUCAAAGACACACCGCCUGUGGUUCCAGUCUCUGUCACUGUGCAGGGUGAUGGCACUGUCCUCAUGGAGAAUGGGAUUUUAAAGACUGUCAUAAACAAAGAUGGCACAUUGGCAUCACUGAGUUUGAUCGAUGCAAACAGAGAAGCUAUCUCUGACGGAUGUCGUGGGAACCAGUUUGUCAUGUUUAAUGAUGUCCCUCUGUACUGGGAUGCUUGGGAUGUGAUGGACUACCACCUGCAGACAAGGAAGCCGGUUCUGGAGGUGAUUAAGCCCGUUCAUGUGGUGUCUUCAGACCCACUCAGAGGCAGGAUCAGCUACACCCUCAGGAUCAGCGAUAAGAGCACCAUCACUCAGGAGAUUAUCGUGGAUGCCAUGUGUCCUUAUGUCAAGUUUAACACAGAGGUGACAUGGGCUGAGUCACACAAGUUCCUUAAAGUGGAGUUCCCCGUGCGAGUACACAGCCCCAAUGCCACCUACGAGAUCCAGUUUGGCCAUCUACAGAGGCCCACACACAGGAACACUUCAUGGGACUGGGCCAGAUUUGAAGUUUGGGGUCACAAGUGGGCCGAUCUGUCUGAGCAUAACUUUGGAGUUGCAUUGCUGAAUGACUGUAAAUACGGAUACUCAGUCCACAAGAACACUAUGACCCUAUCAUUACUGAGAGCACCAAAGUCCCCAGAUGCCAAUGCUGACAUGGGCACUCAUCAUUUCAGCUACGCCAUCAUGCCGCACACAGGAUCCUUCCAAGAUGCCUCCGUCAUCCAGUUCGCCUACAAUCUGAACUACCCUCUGAGGUCAAUCCAGUGCGCUCCUGACACCCAGUCGUGGAGUGCCUUCUCAGUCCGCUCUGCAGCAGUCAUCCUUGAGACCAUCAAACAGGCCGAGGACAGGAAGGGGGCAUUAGUUGUCCGUCUCUAUGAGUCACACGGCAGUCGUGUGACUGCUACUCUCUGCACUACCCUUCCAAUCAAGGAGGCUUGGCAUUGUGAUCUGUUGGAGAGAAAAGACCCGGCCCAUCCUGCACACAUUACGUCAAAGGGAAUCACUCUGAACUUCAGCCCAUUUCAAAUCAUGUCACUUCUACUCAUCUUCUGAGUUUAACUGCAUCUUACCAAAACUAAAUAUCACAUCUGGUGCUGCUCUCAUCUCAUUGACAAGUAAAGGAGGAUCACUUUGAGCUAAUCAGAGAUUUUAUUUUUUUAUUUUAUUUUUUUUGUAUCAGAUCAAUAAAAAUGUGCACAACUUUU
This is a messenger RNA of Notolabrus celidotus (New Zealand spotty), 3427 nucleotides long. RefSeq names its product mannosidase, alpha, class 2C, member 1 (gene man2c1). Gene Ontology annotation, molecular function: carbohydrate binding; alpha-mannosidase activity. The record is from RefSeq and is a predicted model, not a curated record. The transcript is spliced from 26 exons. The coding region runs from base 207 to 3275 and encodes 1022 amino acids. Gene Ontology annotation, biological process: mannose metabolic process; oligosaccharide catabolic process. Lineage: Eukaryota; Metazoa; Chordata; Actinopteri; Labriformes; Labridae.